UUAUACUUUCGUUUAUUUCUUAAAAUUAUACAAAAAAAAAAAUGCCCAGAGACCGCUCUAAUACAUGCUCUUCAACAUCGACCCUCACCAAGCGCCGACCUUCGUAUAUCAACAUCAAUGCUGCUGGUGCUGCCACUACUUCUGGUGACGACCUUCUCUUUCCACGCACACCAAAAUCGAUCAACAAGACUCGUAGAUCGUCUCUUGUUCCAGAACACCAUGACCCCCCACGCUCUCCUUCCUGCAGGCCCAGUUUGACCUCAAUGAAGCACAUACCUACCCUUUUAUCCGAUAGUACAACAGCCUAUAUUCAGGAAAUUGAUAAUCACCAAGCCAAAUCAAAGGGGGGCACCAGAGAGAUUGUCACCCGCUCUCGUUCUUCGUCUCUCACAAGCAUGCUCGUAUCGUCAGCCACAGCAAGUUCUCUACCUAGCUUUGACGUUCACACACUCUACAAAAUCCGAACAACACGGUCGUCUAAGAAGCUUGAUUACUUUUUUGGUGAACAAGCUCCUCAUGAUAUCUGUGUUAAAGAAAUUCGCAAAGAAGGCUUAAAAGCAAUGUUGGAAUCAAAAGUACCACUCUGUUAUUUACUCUAUCAUUUGUUAGAUGAGUACAGCAGUGAGAAUUUGUUUUUCUUUAUCGAAUUGGAACAAUACGAGUCAUUCACAUACAGCUCCCCACAGCAGCAACUCACUACGGCUCAGCACAUUUAUAAUACAUACCUAACCCGCAACAGCCAUUUUGAGGUCAAUCUUGACGACCGGGUCCGGCGAGCAGUAAUUACCGCAUUGGAAAAGAAAGAAAUAUCGGGAUGCUUUGAUGCAGCCAAGCGUGCUGUGUAUGGUUUAUUAGAAUCGAGCUUCCUUCGUUUCUCACAAAGCCCUGUGUUCGAUGAGAUGACCGAAAAUUGUGGUGAACUCACGACAAACUAUGAUAAUGAAUCCCGAGAUUUAGCAGUCAAUAAACUUAUCACUUAUAUUGAGGAUCAACACUCCCUCAUUUACACCGACCCUCACACAGAUACACCAGUGUUUAUGAGUGUCUGCCAGACCUCAAGACGUCGGCAUGAGCUGAUAAAAUCAAUGAUUCACGAGUUCUGUCGUACACUGGUUGGCGUGGAGUUCAACUAUUACCGUCCUGACCCUUCUGCAUUUUUCCAGGAACAAUCUUCUCGUUCUGGAUCGCCUACCUCUUCAGAUACACGCACCUAUAAAAAAACCACAGGUCAUUCUCCAAAGAGCAACAAAGAUGUAUUUGACUUUUUUGGAAAGAAAAAGUAGUAGUAUUAUAACAAGCUCCAUUCAUUCCUUUUUAUUCCUUCAUUAAUCCUAUGCGCGCACCUUUUCUUUCCUUUUGUUUAAGCUAUGUACCCCUCCAGAUUCCUUAAUUCUUUAUCCUUAUUUUUCUCUUAUAUAUUUCUUUCAUUCAACUCAUAGUUUUCCUUUCUUUAUAGACAAUUAAUUCAUAAGAACACAUUCCUUUUCAUAUAUAUAUAUUUUUCUCUUUCUGCAUUUUGCAUGUUUCUAUUAUUCGGGUUCGCUCCUUUAGUUUCAAAUAUAAAAAAUAAAAUAAAAAAAUAAAAACAGGCACAAUUUAAUA
Phycomyces blakesleeanus NRRL 1555(-) is the source of this 1602-nucleotide messenger RNA. RefSeq lists its product as hypothetical. The coding region runs from base 42 to 1283 and encodes 413 amino acids. The record is from RefSeq and is a predicted model, not a curated record. The transcript is spliced from 3 exons. Lineage: Eukaryota; Fungi; Mucoromycota; Mucoromycetes; Mucorales; Phycomycetaceae.